Molecule: messenger RNA, 1170 nt
Organism: Penicillium egyptiacum
Lineage: Eukaryota; Fungi; Ascomycota; Eurotiomycetes; Eurotiales; Aspergillaceae
Source: the annotation of a GenBank genome assembly
AUGAAACUAGAAGCUCGACCACUUAUUGACAACGUGAUGCCUACGACUAGAGAAAACUGCCAGUGUCCCAAAUGUAUUCAUCCGGAUACGAUGCAGAGGAUAAGCGACACGUUUUCGAUUCCGCAGGAGGUUGAGAUAGAGUCAAUUGAACACAGUGAUAAUAUGGUCGAGAUCAAGUGGUCUGAUAACCACAUGGGGCUUUAUCCGUAUGCUUGGCUUUAUGCACACUCACAGGGCAUAUCUAGCAUUGAAGGAACCAAGUCGGUGCCAUAUCCCCAAUCAGCACAGCGACGUCCCAGGCAGUUUACCCCAGUCGUUGAUCCAGAUCAGAGUCCCAGAGUCAAAUAUGACGAUGUCAUGUCAGCCGAUGAAUCUCUUCAUAUUUGGUUGAGUCACAUUUGGGAUCAGGGAUUCUGUUUUGUAGACGACGUCCCUAUCAACCCAGAGGCAACUCAAUAUCUCAUCGAGCGGAUUGCGUUCAUCAGGAACACUCAUUAUGGCGGCUUUUGGGACUUCACGGCCGAUUUGACUUUUAAAGACACGGCAUACACCAAUGAAUUCCUGGGUGCUCAUACAGACAACACUUAUUUCACAGAUCCUGCAAGACUUCAGCUCUUCCAUCUGCUAUCCCAUACCGAAGGAUCUGGGGGAGAGAAUCUCCUAAUUGAUGGAUUUGCAGCUGCAGAGCAACUACGCCUCGAGAGACCUGAGCAUUAUGCCCAAUUGGUAAACCAUAGGCAGCCGUGGCAUGCAAGCGGGAACGAAGACACCUGCAUCCAACCAUCCGCCAUGUCACCGGUAUUUUCGAUACACCCGGACAUGAAUACAAUGUACCAGAUCCGCUGGAACAACUAUGAUCGUGCACCAAAGACCAAUUGGUCUGCAUCGGAACAGACCACAUGGUACCGCGCUGCGCGCCACUAUAACGAGAUCUUGCAGACCAGAGAAAUGUGGACGAAGCUAAAACCAGGAUCAGCGCUCAUAUUCGAUAACUGGAGGAUGUUACAUGGCCGCGCCCAGUUUACUGGAAAGAGGCGAAUGUGUGGUGGCUACGUCAACAACGAUGACUACAUUUCUCGACUUCGUCUGCUCAAGUUCGGCCGGAAAGAGGUGCUGGACAACUUGGGCAAUGUCAGAGGUAAUCCCCUCAAUCCUUAUUGGUACAUCUAG